Psilocybe cubensis is the source of this 264-nucleotide messenger RNA. RefSeq lists its product as uncharacterized. The record is from RefSeq and is a predicted model, not a curated record. NCBI's taxonomy places the organism in Eukaryota, Fungi, Basidiomycota, Agaricomycetes, Agaricales, Agrocybaceae. The transcript has 2 exons. Bases 1 to 264 code for a protein of 87 amino acids.
AUGGCGUUCGCGGAAUGGGAGAAGAAGUAUAACAAUGCAUCGUCGUCUAGUCUGGGUGCGCUAGACGAAGAGGAAGAGGAAGAGGGAAAACAGGAAAAGAAAGAAGGAGAUAUUGUUCGCGAACCGUGCGACGUGCAACGGACAACGGGCAAUGAGGGGCGUUCUGUGCAGCAGCUUGGGUGUCGGUCACCAAUCGUCGAUCCUCGUUCAUCGAUCAUUGUGUAUCGUGAAAUGGUCUACGAGAACCCACUAAAUCCCGAAUAA